Molecule: messenger RNA, 5317 nt
Organism: Bacillus rossius redtenbacheri
Lineage: Eukaryota; Metazoa; Arthropoda; Insecta; Phasmatodea; Bacillidae
Product: trichohyalin
Exons: 8
Coding region: 153-4484 (1443 amino acids)
Biological process (GO): nucleosome assembly; transcription by RNA polymerase I
Cellular component (GO): nucleolus
Molecular function (GO): DNA binding; histone binding
Source: RefSeq, a predicted model, not a curated record
GCAAUCUUUACAACUGUUUCGAUGUUCUAUGACGUGGCCUAAAAAGAAAACAUAUUGAGAUUAGACUUACAUAAAUUUGGAAGUAUGUUCUUGUCACUGAGAAUAAAGUACCUAUUUGUGUAUAAUAAAUACAUGUAAUUUUGACCCUUACAAUGAAUUUUGAGCGUUUGCUUUACGCUGCAAAAAGAAAUGAGCAUUGUGUACAAAAGGAGUCCCAGAACGUGAAGUGCUACCAGACAAAGUUCGCCCCUCCAAAGAAAGAGGAGAAGAAAUGCCUGUCCGCAAACAUCCAGAAGUUCCUGGCCCGGAAGGAGGAAGAGGAGAAGAGGAAACAGACGGAUGCUUUGAAGAAAAGAGACGAACUGCUGGAGCUGCGGUCACAUGACACCAAGGCGAAGAAGCGAGUGCAGGCUAUGCUGAAGCGGACCAAGGCGGCCAACAAGUCGGUCAUCGAAGACGCUGUGGAUGAAAACAACACCGCAGUCACUCUGGGAGGACCGUCGCAGCCAGACGAGGAUGACUACGGCUAUGUGUCGCAGGAAGCCUCUGCGUUCUACAACAAGCUCAUGGAUAAGUACAGCACACUGCCACCAGAGGAGCCCAAGUUCAAGUCCACCAUGAAACACUCUGUUAAGGAUCUCAACAGCACCAAGGAUCGUGUCAGGAUGGCUCUGUUGAAGGAAGAGGAAGAGGAAAUGAUGCCUCAUAAACGGAAGCGGAAAGCAAAGGAGGAAAAGCCCGAUGAGCCGGAUGAGAAGGAAGAGUCAGAUGUAGAGGAAGAACAAGAAAGGAAACCUGAGAAGUUUGUGAAACCUAAGCGACCUGCCCCUCCCCCCAUAGACUUCUAUUCUCUUCUGAAACUUGCAGAGAAGAAGCAGUUCGAGCCCGUGAAGAUAGAACCAAAAGUCAAGGAACCGGAAGAAGACGAGCGGCCGAUGACAAAGAAACAGAGACUUGAGUAUGAACGUGAGAGGGAAUGGCGUAUGAGGAAAGAGAAGGUGGAAGCGGAGAAGGCUAAUCUAUCUAAAAGGACAGCGGAAGUAGAAAAGCCACAGCAUACAUUUGUGAGACCAGACAAAAGUGUGCAGGAGGGCAUGCUGAGACCAGCCAGUCUGAUCCAGAGGAUACCAAAAAUCAGCUCGCGAGAAAAGGAACCACGACAGGAAGAUAACAAGGAGCAAAGAGGAGUGUUAGAGCACAGGAAUAAUGGAAAAUCACAAUCACACAGCAACAAUGCCAAUAGGAAUGAUAGUUAUGAUAGAAAUAUUGUGAAAGAUGGCAAAUAUGAGGAAAGAAAUACUAGGCCUUAUAAACAUGAUGUCGACAAAUCCUACAGUAGUAGAGAAUCCAUAAAUAACAGCAAGGUAUUAAAGAAAACAAAUAGAGAUGACCGAAUGGUGGAAGAGGAAAGUAGGAGAAUGAAAAUGGAGGGAAGAGUUGAGAAUGUAAAUAGAAAUGAGAGAAAUAAUGCCUUUAGAGAAGGUAGUAGUGGGGAUGAUGAAAAGAGAAAAAUGAGAAGGGAAGGAAGAUUUGAGAAGGGAAAUAGGAAUGAGAGGAACAAUUCUUAUUCAGGAAGCAGUGCAGAGGGUGAUGGACAGCAAUCUAUGAAAAGAGAGGGAAAAUAUGAGAAGUUGAAAAGGGAUGAGAGGAGGAAUUUUUAUAGAGAAAACAGUGCGGAGGAGGAUAGACAAAGAUCUGUGAAACGGGAUGAAAGAUACGAGAAGGUAAAUAGAAAUGAGAGGAAAAAUUCGUAUAGGGAUAGCAGUGCAGAGAGUGAUGAAAAUAGUAAAAAGAAAAGAAGAGUUAGCAGCAUUGACAGUGAUGAAGAUAGAAGAAAGAAAAGAAGAAAUAGUGUAGACAGUGAUGAAGAUAGAAAAAAGAAAAUAAGAGCUAGCAGUGUAGAAAGUGAUGAAGAUAGAAGCACGAAAAGAGAGGAAAGAUUUGAGAAGGGAAAUAAGUAUGAGAGGAACAAUUCUAAUAGAGAUAGUUUAGAGAGUGAUGAAGGUAGAAAAAAUAAAAGAAGAGAUAGCAGUGUAGAAAGUGAAGAAGAGAGAAGCAAGAAAAGAGAGGGAAGAUUUAAGGAGGGGAAUAGGAAUGAGAGGACCAAUCCUUAUAGAGAUAGUAGUGCUGAGGGGGAUGAAAAGAGAAAUGUUAAAAAGGAGGGAAGAUUUGAGAAGGAGAAUAGGGAUGAGAGGAAAAAUUCUUAUAGAGGAAUCAGUGCGGAGAGUGAUGUACAAAAGUCUACGAAAAGGGAGGUAAAAUACAAUAAUGUGAAAAGGGAUGAGAGAAGAAAUUCUUAUAGAGAAAACAGUGCUGAGCAUGAAGAAAAAAUAAACAUGAAAAGGGACGGAAGAUAUGAGAAGGUGAAUAGGGAUGGCCGGAACAAUUCUUACAGAGGUAGCAGUGCUGAGAGUGAUGAAAAUAAAAAUGAGAAUAAGGAUGAAAGAAACCAUUCUUAUAGGGAUAGCAGCGUAGAGAGUGAUGAAAAAAGAAACUGGAAAAGGGAGACUAGAUUUGAGAAUGGGAAUAGGAAUGACAGGACCAAUUCUUAUAGAGAAAGCAGUGCCGAAGAUGAUGUAAAGAGAUAUGUGAAAAAGGAGGAAAGAUUUCAUAAGAUCAAUAAGGAUGAUGGAAAUAACAGGACUAUGGGUAGAAACACUCGAAAUGAAAAUAGUGGAAUUAAAAAUAGUGAAAGAAACUUUAGGGAUGAAAGGAGAGUAGAACAACAAGACAGAAAACCAGAAAAUAAAGACAAGAGGGUAGCAGUAAAAGACAACAGGGGAGGAUUUCAUGACAGGAGUGGUGAAGUCCUAGAGAAGAAAGCUAUGCAAGAGAGAAGGGAAGUCCAAGAGAGGAGAGAAGUGCAAGAGAGGAAGGGAGCUCAAGAGAGAAGAGAAGUCCAAGAGAGGAGGGAAGUCCAAGAGAGGAGAGAAGUGCAAGAGAGGAAGGCAGCUCAAGAGAGGAGGGAAGUCCAAGAAAGGAAAGGAGCUCAAGAGAGGAGGGAAGUCCAAGAGAGGAAGGAAGCUCAAGAAAGGAAGGGAGCUCAAGAGAGGAAAGAAGUCCAAGAGAGGAAGGAAGCUCAAGAAAGGAAAAGAGAGUUACAAGAGAAAAGAGGAGGAUUGCAAGAGAAGAGGGAAACCCAAGAGAGACGAGGUGAAUUGCAACAAAGGAGGGUAGAUGUGCAAGAUAAGAGGGAAGUGAAAGAGAGGAAUGAUUCACAAGAAAGGAAAGGUGAACGCUGGAAACCUGAUGAUAAAAACACAAAUAGUAAGUCUGUUGAAGAGAAUUAUAGAAAGAAGCCAAUUGAUGAUAGUAAUAAAGUUAGGGAUAGUCAGUGCUAUAAGAGUAGUUAUGGGUCUGGAGAAAACAGGAUGAGGAGGACAGAAGUAGAUGGUAAAGUGGGGAAGAAUGAUGGGAGGGAGCAGAAAGUAGCUAGAACAGGUGGGUCUCUUGAAAAACCGUCAUCCAAAGAUACAAGUGCCUUAAAUGUUAGUGACAGUAAGAAAGCUUCUAGUGCAGGAAGUGGCAACACUCCCUCAGGUUAUAGCAGAAAAAUUCAGGACAUAAUUUUAGCCAAAUACAAGGAACGUCUUGAACAGUCAGCAGCCAACAAGGUGGGUUCAGCUCCAGUGAAAGGUCAAAAUGGGCCAGUCAGGCCUGUUGAAAGGCUAGAGAAAAGUUCAGCUGGGGUUUCUUCCACAAGUAAGAGUGAUCAGUCCCGAUCAUCAUUGCCAAAGAGCACUCCCAGAAAAGACUUGCCAUCAAAACCACAAGACAAGCAGCAGCCUAGAUCUACCGUGGGAAACACAAAAUCUUCCAGUGGGCUGCAAGGACCAACUUCCCACGGCCCCUCGUUUUCGAGGUCCGAGUCUUCCAAGCCCAGAGAUGGUCCUCCACAGAAGCUUUCAAAACCACUGGAUGUGAAGGACGUGAAGAGCAGACCACCGGUUCAGAGCUCGAGAGAUCCCAAGGAAAUGAAGGGUCAACAGCCGUCAAGAGCAGAUGCACGACCAAGGCCAAAUCCACCGUCCGAUGUCAGAAGUCGGCAGUUUCCUCCCUCGGACGUCAGAAGUCGACAGUUCCCUCCAGCAGACGUCAAGAGUCGACAGUUCCCUCCCUCGGACGUCAGGAGUCGACAGUUCCCUCCGGCGGAUGUGAAGAGAAAACCACAGAAACCUGCAAAACGCCGCAUUCUGGACUCGGAUGAAGAGCACGACUCGGAACUGGACGACUUCAUAGUGGACGAGCCGGAAGAGGAGGACUACUCAUCGCUGAUAAAGCAGAUCACGGGCUACGACAGGUCCAAGUAUGCUGACAUGGAUGACGACGAUGAAUGUAUGGAGUCAAGUUUUGCUCAGCAGCUGAAAGAAGAGUUCAUCAGUACAAAGACAGGUAUCAUGGAAGACUUGGAGGACAUCCAAAAAGAGGCAGACGAGAAGAAGAGGAAGAAGAUGAUGAUGAUGAAAAAGAAGAGACUAAAGUAACAACCUGCUAAAAUUUUGUGUUCACUGAUAAGAUAUAUAAAGGUGCUUUUUUAAUCAAUAUUUAAAAAAAUAACACUAUAAGAUGUGAACUUAAAUUCAUGCAUAACAGUGAGUUUCAAUCACAGUUGUUUCAGUUACUAUUGUAAUAAGUUGUAAGUUACAUGUUUAUUAAUUCAUGAUUUUAAGCUGAACUCAAAGACCUUAUUCUAGGGGGGUCAAUUGGUGGUAGACACCGUUGUAUCAUAAGAAAUGUUGGUAUUGGAAUGAUCUGACAGUACGUGCUAACCCUAACAUGCACUUCCAUAGGUAUAUAAUUUUUGUUUUUAAUACAUGCACUAUAUUUAAUGCAAGACUGAUAUGUAUUUGAUUCAAAAGUACAAGCAUAUAUUGUGAGACUAGUAAAAUCUCUAUGUAAUUCCUGCAUACGUGCUGUUCAACUCGGAAUUCUUUACUAAGGAGUAAUCAUUUUGCUGUUGGUAUUAUCAAUAGAUAUAUCAGGUUUGUGUACUAAAAUAGCAUGUGUGUACCUCUCAAGAUUUUAUUUAUGUACAUUUCUGUAAAGAAUUUUUUUUGUUGGUAAAGUUUAUAUGAGUGUGAAUUUUGGUUAUAAAUUUCUGGUGAGAUUCCAAUGCCAGGCAUUUAUGCAGGUUUUCUGCCUUAAAGUAUUUAUUGCUCAGCAGAUUUUUUGCUUACAGAUUUUGUAAUUUAUUUGUACAGUUUCAGCAAUUAUUUUUUAAAUUGAUUUCUGUAAUUUUAGUUCAUACAUGUAUAAAGUUUAUAUAUCAAACUACUGGUCAGUUAAAAAAAAAUAUAUAUUAAUAAGAUGCAGGUGA